AUGAGAAAGAACAUACAGACAGUCAAUGACUUGGUCAGAGCUGCUGAAGGGACAGUGCAGAAGAAAGAAGAGAGUCUCAGAAAGGCAGAAGACAAUUCGAAGACGCUCAUGGAAACUCUGAAGAAGCACGAGGCCGACAGCAUAGCCCACGAAGCAGAGGCGCGACAGAUGGAGGAGCAACUUCGCGAUUCCAGGAAGAAUGAGAGUGUCCUGAGGGGCGAGAGGGAGCUUGCCGCAGAACAGUUGAGAGAGAAAACGGAGAUGCUAGAUGAGAUCAACAAUUGGCGGCUCCAGAUGAAGAAGAUAGACGAGACAGAGAGAGACGAAACUGCCACGAAGCUACAAGGUCUGUUCACAGAGGCGUACAGCAUGGUGAAGAAAUACUUCGGCGAUGACGUGCCAGACCAGAUAGGCAAGGACGCUAAGGCUUGGGAAGCCCUCCGUGGGCAUGUCGCGGUGUCCCAUCCAUACAAGAUCCCCCUGCCAUCAUCAAACUCGCCGCAGGCCAAGCAAAUGCGCGUCGCCGCCGUCCUGGCAGUCCUAGGUCAUCACCUGGCGGAGCAGAUCCUCCAGCCGCUCUUCAUCCUGGAGGAUGGAGGCGAGCUGAAUGAGUUUCUCAGCGAACUCGCCAGCGAUGACCCUCCGAGAGAGGCCUUUCUCCGCUCGACACUGCUGGCUGCUCUCACCAGCGCGGAUCAGCGGGAGAACAGACAGGAGCGAGUGAAAGACGUCUUUCAGGCGGUCAUCUCAGCCGCGCAGCCGCUGUUAGCAGACGGAAAGCGGGAUGGCUUCCGACGUGCACUUAGAGAUCUCUGUGCGCGGUAUUGCGAGACCUGGUCCGAGAUACAGCAUCUGGAGGACAAGAUCGAGUGGAGUCUAGACGUCGAUGAGCCCGACAACUUCGAGCUACUGCAGCUCCCGAAUCCGGCAGGUGAGACGGCCAGCGAGGCCACCAGCAACAACCAGGCGUCGGGGACGCCCAAGACUGGUUCGAACCGUCCACCGAAUAGCUCUGUCUCCCAGCUGUCCCGGCCCUCAAGCAACACAGCCAGCCAGCUGAGGGGAAACGAGGCCAUCGUGGCACCCGUGUGGCCCUGCUUCAUCCUCACAACUCGGACGGUAUCGCACCGACGACGCGACUUCGUUGGUCUUGAGGGGCUGUAUGGGAAUGGCAGAGACCUGUGCGCACCCGUCAAAAGGUUUCGCGACUACUUCAUCGACAUGGCCAAUGCCAAAGCACGCGACCGACGUGCAGAGUCUCCAAUUGCUCAGGGAGACGAUCUUGUCAGCAUAAUAGAGGAACAAGAUGGAGGAUCGAGCCCACUCGACUUCUAUGAUUGUCGGCUAUUCGCCGAGCCAGAAGACGACAAUCAGGAGGCCCAAGAGACGAAAGUUGGUCUAGGUAUUCUCCAUACAUACGACGAGGACGACGUGGCAGACCUCUAA
Messenger RNA from Cryphonectria parasitica EP155, 1446 nucleotides. RefSeq lists its product as uncharacterized. Lineage: Eukaryota; Fungi; Ascomycota; Sordariomycetes; Diaporthales; Cryphonectriaceae. The transcript has 4 exons. The record is from RefSeq and is a predicted model, not a curated record. Bases 1 to 1446 code for a protein of 481 amino acids.